AUGCUGGGUAAUAUGGUUGGUAAUAUGGUUGGUAAUAUGGCAGGUAAUGCGGCAGGCAAUGCACAAAGUGCCAUGUCGGGUCUUGUUAGUGGUAUUCAUCAAACUGGUAGUAAAAUCAAUACUGCUUCUAAAAAUGUUAAAGUUAAUAAAAAGCAAUCGAUAGCAUUAAGUGCCCGUAUUGAUAGAUUAAUUGGAUUUUUAAAUGUAAAACAAUUAGAAAAUUUAUCUGGUGGUCCAAUAAGAAAAGCACUCGAAAGUUUUCUUACAUUUUUAAAAGAAUGUUUAGCAUUUAUAGAAAAAUUCGGUAAAACUGGAUGGUUUUCACGUAUAAGAAAUCAUUCUAAUCAUGCUGAUAAAUUCCAUGAAUUAAAUCAAGAGCUUAAUCAAUAUGCUAAUGAUCUUUCAGUUGGAUUACAGAUCAAUAUUCUCGGUCGAUUAAUACCUGAAAAUAAAGCAGAUGCCGAAGAUGAUUUACGAGAAAUUAAUGAAAUUGUUCAACGAACUCUAGUACCACCACCACCACCAUCAAUACCACCAAGAGCGAAUGCAACGGGUAGAGCUAAUCCUACUGGACCUCCUGCAACCGGUAAAGUUAGACCUGCUGGACUUCCUGCAGAUCCUCCAAAAAAUGAUUCAAAACAUCGACCUAGUUCUCGUCUUCAUCGAUAUGAUUUGUCGCAGCCACAAUAUCGAUCUCACCACCAUCAUCAUCAUCAUCAUCGUCAUCACAGCAUUGCAACUUUUUAUUGA
Molecule: messenger RNA, 750 nt
Organism: Adineta steineri
Lineage: Eukaryota; Metazoa; Rotifera; Eurotatoria; Adinetida; Adinetidae
Source: the annotation of a GenBank genome assembly